UGUGAAUGUCCUUGAGUGGCCCAGCCAGAGCCCAGACUUGAACCCGAUUGAACAUCUCUGGAGAGAUCUGAAAAUGGCUGUGCACCGACGCUCCCCAUCCAACCUGAUGGAGCUUGAGAGGUCCUGCAAAGAAGAAUGGGAGAAACUGCCCAAAAAUAGGUGUGCCAAGCUUGUAGCAUCAUUCUCAAAAAGACUUGAGGCUGUAAUUGUGGUGCCAAAGGUGCUUCAACAAAGUAUUGAGCAAAGGCUGUGAAUACUUAUGUACAUGUGCUUUUUUUUGUUUUUUAUUUUUAAUAAAAUUGCAAAGAUUUCAAACCAACUUCUUCACGUUGUCAUUAUGGGGUAUUGUUUGUAGAACUUUGAGGAAAGUAGUGAAUUUAAUCUAUUUUGGAAUAAGACUGUAACGUAACAAAAUGUGGAAAAAGUGAAGCGCUGUGAAUACUUUCCGGAUGCACUGUAAGUUAACUGUUUGAAACUAAAAUAAUAAUAGUAAUCACAAUACAAGCAUACAGAAUACAUCAUCUUUCAGUCAGCACUAUUGUCAGACACAUGCAGUUAUAGAAAAUUAAUCAACACCUUCUGUGAUAUUACAUGUAUUGACGAUUUGGUAACACUGUGCAUUUUGUUUUGUUUUGUUUUUUAAUCAGAGGAUUACAGCUAUAAGACAGAUAUGUGGUGGAAUCAUGCAGCUGUCACACACGUUUUGGUGGCCUUGUUUGGAAUGGGAUCAUGGAUAGCUGUAAACUCGUUUUGGGUUGAACUACCUGUGGUGGUAAACGUUUUGCCAGAAGGAUGGAAUUUGCCGGCCUAUCUCUCAGUGCUCAUUGCCUUUGGUAAUGUGGGUCCACUGGCUGUCACCAUAACCCACCACUUUGCUCCUGGGUGUCUGAAUGAGCGUGUGCUCAUUCAUGCCAUACAGACCCUGGCAUUGGUUGCUUCAGCCUUUCUCGCCCUCUUCUGGUCUGAAGUGGCUACAGUUGCCGGGAAACCAAGAUCUGUGGCCUUCAUGCUGCUCACUGUGGUGCUGUCAACUGUGUGCUGCACAUCUAAUGUCACCUUUUUGCCCUUUAUGUUCCGUUACCCUCCACAGUACAUCCGGACGUUUUUUGUUGGCCAGGGGCUCAGUGCGCUCUUCCCCUGUAUCGUGGCACUAGGGCAGGGUGUGGGAAAGGUCGAGUGUGUCGAGACAGAAAAUGGCACACAGACUCAUUAUCUCAAAGAGAACUUCCCAGCACAGGACUUCUUCUGGUUCCUGUUUGUGAUGCUGGCCAUCUCUUCACUCUCCUUCCUGGUUCUGACAUACACAGUUGCAACAUCUACUGAAGCAGAGGUCCAUCAGGUCCCAGAGCAAGAGACUGAGAAAUAUCAAGGACGAGAGGCGCACCCGCUACGAAAUGAAGAAACGGCAGUGUCCGAGGAACACGUAGAAGUGGAGAAAAAGAACCCUGCUGUGUCCUUCUGGACUUUACGCAAUAUCUACCUGCUCCUGCUGCUUGGAGUCUCCACUGCUCUGACUAAUGGAGUGUUGCCGUCAGUGCAGAGCUUCUCCUGCCUGCCAUAUGGUACUAAGGCUUUUCACCUCUCUGUGGUCUUGGGAAACAUCGCAAACCCUCUGGCAUGCUUCGUGGCCAUGGGUGUUCUGCUAAGGUCUAGUGUUGGCCUUAGUUUUAUGUCUCUUGGAGGAGGACUAUUUGCUGUCUAUUUGCUGUGUCUGGCUGCUCUUAGUCCAUGCCCACCCCUCUUAGGAACCCACGCAGGAGUGGCUAUGGUGGUGAUUUCAUGGAUCAUCUUCACAGGCCUGUUCUCGUAUGUGAAAGUUGUAGUUAGCACUCUUCUUCAUGAGGCAGGACACACUGCUUUGCUCUGGUGUGGAGUGUUCAUUCAGGCUGGCUCUCUCAUCGGCGCACUCUCUAUUUUCCCGCUAGUGAGUGUGUACCAGGUAUUUCAGCGAGCUCAGGACUGUGUGAACACCUGCGUCUAGCACCCAUGUCAGCAUUUAAUCACAUUCACUUUGUGCCUUUAUCUGAUGAGUAGAAUUAUUCGUGGGAUGAAAAUGGAAAGGAUUGUGAUGUUUCACUCUUUGAAGUAUGACGUAGAUAAUGUAUCAGACUGUGUACAACAAUGUUUGCAACAAGACAUACCCGUAUACAUGCAAGCAUGAACUCAUUCCCAAGGUAGUUGAGUCGUUAACUAUGAUUACAUGCACAUCAGUAUUCCGAUAUUAAUGGUAAUUUGGCAAUAUUCUAAUUAGUAUUGAGUCAUGUUAAUGCCGCAGUCCGAUUGCCCGAUUCAGAUUAGGUCAAAAUUCUGAUUCCCUAAAUUCUGAUUCCCAUCCCUGGAAUAUGUCUGUUUUAAUUGGAAAUUUGUUGCAUGUAAACGCCUUAUUCAGAAUACACUGAAAUUAGAUACAUGCACAUGCUCAGUCCACAAGGAAUUGUGGGUGCGUACAGAUGCUUAACUGUGUAGGCUUGGUAUUUGGGAAUGACAACUCGGGCAUACUUACAACAACCAUGUAUACAGGAAUAUUCCCAUGCCGGUACGCAUCUAACCAUGGUAUUACAGAAUAUUGGUGCAACCCGAAUAUAGACCUUAAAUGGAAUUUGAUGUGCAUUUAAACAUAGUCAAUGACAAUUAUGGCAAAUGCAGUCCCCGCCAAAGUAUUGGAACUGCAAGGUCAAUUAUUUUGUUUUUGCUAAACACUGAAGACAGUUGGGUUUGAGAUCAGAAGAUUAUGACUGUGAGAUGAUGGAUCAGAAUGAAGCUGCAGUACAAGCCUGGAAAAGCAUCACAAAGGAAGAAUGCAACAGUUCGGUGAUGUCCGUGGGUCACCUGCUGUAAGCAAAGGAUAUGCAACCAAAUAUUAAGUGUUGUUUAUCUGUUCCAAUACUUUUGCUCACCAAAAAAUUGGGUGUUCUGGCACCAACAGUGUUUAACACACCUAGAUGUAAAUAUCAGGAAAUGAAAGCUGAAAUUCUGAUCUAUUGUCUCAUAUCCAUCUUUUGAUCUCAAACCCAAAUGUCCUCAGCGUAUAGCAAAAACAAAAGAAUUGGCCUGACUGUUCCAGUACUUUCGGAGGGGAGUGUAUCUUCGAAAAUGUAGAGGUGGUUUUGUAAUUUUAGACCUAGAUAAAAUGUAUUCGGGGGUGGGGGGGGGGGGGUGGUUGGCUGAUUUUGCCCCUCCCACUUUCAUGUUGUCUGUUAAAUACUUUCUAAUUGCACUGCUAUCAUAUAUUUCUGGCUUGCUUAGAAAAAAGGAAGAGAUGUUUCUACCUGCUUAAAUGAAAUGAAAAAAUACCAUAGCAGACUCUGUCUUUGAUCUGUAUUUGAUCAAUUCAUAUUCAAGUACAAACAGUUACAUGUAUAUUAUUCCACACAGCAGUGUUCGAUUCAUUGGUUCACAUUUACUACACAUGAAACGUCAGUAUUGACCAUUUUGCUUUAGAUUCGUGUUAACACUCAUUUUGAUUGUAACUGUUUGAUCAGAUAGCUAAAUUUCAGUCAUGUUUAUGAAUUGCUUUUUUAAAAUUAAUUUAUGUAAUGAGUUACUUAAUAAUUUUUCCUUUUUUAAUUUUAUGACAACAUUUAAGAUCUAUGUUUGUUAUUAACCUAGUUAUAGCACUGUUAUGCAACUCUAAUUAAAAUGGAAUUCAUGGACAAUAUACAAGAAUUAUUCAAUGCAAUGUGGAGCGUGUUUCAUGUUGAAAAAGUAUAUUUAGAUGCAACUAAUAUAUGAUUUAUAGACUAAAAUUUUUUUUGCACAUUUUCUUUAAGUUGACUAAUUUUAUACAUUGUAAUUACAUAUCUGUAUAUUAAAAAUCUAUGCCUAGUCAAUGGUGUUUAGAAUUUAUGUCAAAAAUGAAAGUUUGAUUUGAUCAGAAAUUUUAUAAUGCUUAAAAACUGCUGUUUCAACUUGCAUUAUGACAUGGCUACAAAAUGUUGGUUACAAAUAGUUUAAACUAUUUUCUCUAAUAUUUAGAGUGUAAUAUAGGGGUUUAACACUUAUUAGUGACUCUGAUGUGAAGAUGUUUUUUGUUUGUUUGUUUGUUUGUUUGUUUGUUCGAUCUGUACUCUGACAUCUUUGUCAUAGCUGACUAGUGAUUGAAUUAUGUUUCCCCAAAUAAUAAUUAAUGAAACUGGUUUACUGUGUACAGUAUUAAAGAAUGGCAUAACA
This is a messenger RNA of Ictalurus furcatus (blue catfish), 4170 nucleotides long. Its product is annotated as solute carrier family 52, riboflavin transporter, member 2. Lineage: Eukaryota; Metazoa; Chordata; Actinopteri; Siluriformes; Ictaluridae. The transcript is spliced from 4 exons. Gene Ontology annotation, molecular function: riboflavin transmembrane transporter activity. The record is from RefSeq and is a predicted model, not a curated record. Gene Ontology annotation, cellular component: plasma membrane. Bases 671 to 1981 code for a protein of 436 amino acids. Gene Ontology annotation, biological process: riboflavin transport.